Amblyraja radiata (thorny skate) is the source of this 7125-nucleotide messenger RNA. RefSeq names its product neurotrophic tyrosine kinase, receptor, type 2a (gene ntrk2a). The transcript has 17 exons. Gene Ontology annotation, biological process: positive regulation of neuron projection development; cellular response to brain-derived neurotrophic factor stimulus; protein phosphorylation. Gene Ontology annotation, cellular component: signaling receptor complex; plasma membrane; axon. NCBI's taxonomy places the organism in Eukaryota, Metazoa, Chordata, Chondrichthyes, Rajiformes, Rajidae. The record is from RefSeq and is a predicted model, not a curated record. Gene Ontology annotation, molecular function: brain-derived neurotrophic factor receptor activity; ATP binding; brain-derived neurotrophic factor binding. The coding region runs from base 800 to 3268 and encodes 822 amino acids.
CUGCUCCUGUGGUAGUCUGGUGGGCGGUUCAUCUCCAGCCUCAUUGCCAGCAACCUCACGUCCCACACCUAUAACCGUUCUUUCGCGUCCUUUUACUUAUGUUUCCCUCCCCCUCUAUCCCCCUCCCUCUCUUUUCCAGUUUUCGUUUUUAAGCCCAAAAAUAAAACCCACCCCGGCUUCAUCUCCUCUCGUGCGUCAGCCUCGCGUCAUGCUCAGCAGCUCUCAGAAUUGGACGCUAAAAAGCUAAUAGUUUGGUGGGAAGGUGUAGGAGUGGGGGUGGGGGUGAACUAAAGCUGCUCGCCCCGAGCCCGCAGCAGCCCGACUCACUCAGCUGGUGCUGGGCGCUCGAUUGAGAGGACACUCCACUCAACUCCACUGCGGCAGCGCCGAUGCCACGGCGACCAGCCACUGCACCUCACCACCAGAGCCGGCUGUAGUGACAGGCAACGGCAUUUGCAUCGUCCUCUCUGGGAGUAGAUGCACAGGGAGAGAGGCAGCUCUUUGACGGGGAUUUACAAACUGGAGACUUCCAUAUCGUUUAUCUGCAGCGGUUGGCAGUGGGGGCGAGCACAGUUGUAGUAAUCUGUUUAUGGAUUAUCCCCUUCUCCCAUAAUAAUAAUAAUAAUAAUAAUUAAUAAAAGGAAUAAAUCGCUGCCAGAGGUCGGGUGAGACGCGGAUUUGUUCCGGCUUCCUUCCCCCCAGCCUCUUUCCCCCCCCCCCCUCCCCCCCCCCCUUUUUUUGUUGCUGUUGUUGGGGUAAACGCAUCCGACCUGGAGUGUGGGAUUGAGGCGAGGCGAGGAUGAAUUCCUCGUUGACGGGGUGUUGGUGCCACGGGCUGAGACUGCCGCUGCUGUGUUUUCUGGGCGUCCUGUUGACAUUUGGCAGCUCGGCUCUCGGCUGCCCUUCGCCCUGCAGAUGCAGCGCCACCAAGAUCACCUGCACCGAGCCAGGCAUCGUGGCUUUCCCGGAGCUGGCGUCCGCAGCAGAGAUGGAGAAUAUCACUGACAUUUACAUUGCAAACCAACCAAAUCCGUUGAAUAUCAACGAUCAUGACAUGGACUCGUACACUGGCCUGAGAAAUCUAACUUUAGUUAAUUGUGGAUUGACAUUUAUUUCACGACAAGGAUUUUCCAAUAAUCCUCGGCUUCAGUACAUCAACCUUGCCAACAACAGGUUUUCAAGCUUGUCGUGGAAACCCUUUCGUAAACUGCAACUGACUCAUUUGGUUUUAACAGAAAAUCCCUUCCUGUGCGACUGUGGGAUUGCAUGGAUCCAGAUAUGGCAGCAGAAAAGCCUGGCCACACUAGAUGUUCAGAACCUGACGUGUCGGGAUGAGAAUGACUUGAGGAUAACACUGUCACACAUGAGGAUCCAAAACUGUGAGAUGCCUAAAUCGUCUGUAAAUGUUACUCAGCUAACUGUAAUUAAAGGUGGAGACGUUGCUAUUAAAUGCAGUGCCACAGGACAUCCAAAUCCAACAGUGGACUGGGAAAAACUUAAACUCUACUCAAAUUUCCAGUCUACAGAAGCUUCCAGACCGCCAGUAAUAUUAAAACUGAACAACAUUUCUAGUUCUGACAACGGGCAGCAACUUAUAUGCACAGCUGAGAAUGUAGUGGGAGAAUCAAUAGUUGCUGUCAAUCUGACUGUUUUUUUUCCUCCCAAGAUAACAUUAUUGGGUGAGGCCAUCCCAGAUCAUCGCUGGUGCAUUCCUUUCAGUGUAACUGGUAAUCCUCCACCCAGAAUUCAAUGGUACCACAACAAUUAUCCUCUGAAUGAAACUGAUUUUAUACUGACCCAGAUUCAUGAGGAGAAUAUCAGUGAGCAGCAUGGUUGCCUGCAGCUUGAUAAUCCGACCCAUCUGAACAAUGGGAACUACACUCUGUGUGUGAACAAUGACUGGGGUCAAGACAAGGGCACAGUAUAUGCCCACUUCAUGCACCAUCCUCCUGGUUCAGGCAAUGAACCUAUCACAGACCCUGGAUUUUAUGAUCCAUAUGACCAGGAAAUGUUUGGUGAGAACUCAGAUAAUUCAACUGCGAUGGGCCCACCUAAUGUAACGGAAAAGACAACGGAAGAUAGUAUGACUAUGUAUGUUAUCCUUGGGAUUUCAUUACUGAUCGUCACUGGGAUAUCACUAGGGUUAGGUAUCGUCAAGUUUGGAAAACACUCAAAGUUUGGAAUGAAAGGUCCUUCUUCAGUAAUUAGCACUGAUGAUGAUUCGGCCAGUCCAUUGCAUCACGUAACUAAUGGCAGCAACACUCCAUCCUCUUCAGAAGGUGGCCCUGACGCAGUUAUCAUUGGUAUGACAAAGAUUCCGGUGAUCGAAAAUCCACAGUACUUCAGGAAUUCCCAUGGAUUACUCAAACCCGACACUUUUGUUCGAAAUAUCAAACGGCACAACAUUGUAUUGAAGAGGGAGUUGGGUGAAGGCGCCUUUGGCAAAGUUUUUCUAGCUGAAUGCUAUAACCUUUGCCCAGAAGAAGAGAAGUCCCUGGUGGCAGUGAAGACCUUGAAAGAAGCCAGUGACAAUGCACGGAAGGACUUCCAUCGUGAAGCAGAACUCUUGACCAACUUGCAGUAUGAGCAUAUUGUGACAUUCUAUGGUGUAUGUGUGGAGGGUGACCCAAUCAUUAUGGUAUUUGAGUACAUGAAGCAUGGAGACCUCAACAAAUUUCUCAGGUCUCAUGGACCUGAUGCUAUAUUCCUUAGUGAUGGCCAGUGCAACAGAAUGGCAGAGUUGACUCAGUCACAGAUGCUACAUAUUGCCAUGCAGAUAGCUGCAGGGAUGGUAUACCUCGCAUCGCAGCACUUUGUUCACCGUGACCUGGCGACUAGGAAUUGCCUGGUGGGAGAAAAUUUACUGGUGAAGAUUGGAGAUUUUGGCAUGUCAAGGGAUGUGUACAGCACAGACUACUAUAGGGUUGGUGGUCACACAAUGCUCCCAAUUCGUUGGAUGCCCCCUGAAAGUAUCAUGUACAGGAGAUUCACCACUGAGAGCGAUGUCUGGAGUUUGGGUGUGGUGUUAUGGGAGAUCUUUACCUAUGGAAAACAACCUUGGUAUCAGCUGUCAAAUAAUGAGGUCAUCGAAUGUAUCACACAAGGCCGUGUUCUGCAGCGCCCUCGGACCUGCUCGAAGGAGGUGUAUGAUCUGAUGAUUGGUUGCUGGCAACGUGAACCACACAUGAGGCUCAACAUCAAGGACAUUCACAGUCUUCUCCAGACUUUGGCAAAGGCCUCUCCAGUAUAUCUGGAUAUCCUUGGUUAAGCCUAACUCUGACAAUUGUAGGCGUGCUUGUGUGUGUGCGAGAAUGUUGCUGCAUUUUGAAGAAACACGCUCUGAUCCCUGACAGUAUUAAUAGCAAUGAGAAGAAGUUUUAAAGAGCAACAUGUCAAAACUUCUCCCUUUGUAGUCAACCUAUUGACUUUGAAUUUUAUCAUAUUUUCUCUCAAAUUGAUCUUGCUUUUUGCUCAUUUGUAACUCUGCCUAGGUGCAGGCCUUAAUCUAACUGAUUAUUCUGCUGAAGACAGUCAAAAUUCCUCACUGCAAUUAACAGUGACUCCUAAUGAUUUGCCUUUGAUUUGGAUGAAAAAAGGGACGAACAGAUGACUGUGAAUCAUAAACUUUCAGCUGCAAAACAAAGAAAGGAAAAAAAUGUUCAUUCUACUACACCAAUGCUGCAGUCCAUGAAUAAAUAUUAUCCGAAAUAGAGGAAGUAUAAAGGGUUAUGAAAAACUAUUUUAAUUCGGAGAAGGAAGGCAUAAUAUCAUGAUGUACUGCAUACCAGUAACAUAAUAGGCUUCAAUUUUGCCAAUGGACUUCUUAAACUUGUCCUUGAAAUAUGGCAACAUCGGGCCACCCAAUUAUACAGAAACCUUUCCUGGCUUUUUGCAUUUAUUUUUAUUUAUUUGCAUUGGGCAACAUGUCUCACAAAGAAGCAAGUGCAAGACAAUAGUUUGCUCUGAACUGGGCAUCCAGAACAAAGUGUGACUAUAAUUACAUGAACGUGGCCUCCAGAUAGCUUUAUGGGCUUUAGGCUGGAGCGCACAGUAAUAUUAAUUUCAGAGUCAAAUACUGAAGGUGAUUGACUUUAAUAACACAGCACUUGUAGUUGUCUAGGCAAAACAUCAGAAAAUAUACUUAUCCUAAAACAUUCUCCCCCUUUGGUAAGUGAGCGAAAUAUAAUUGUGCAUGAAGCUGAUCUCAUACUAUAUGUACAAAUGAUCGCUCAUAUCUUGUACACAUUUUAGAUGUAGAAUGUUAUCCAUAAUGGUGUUACAUAUAUUUAAUUAGGAACCAUGUUGAAAGUCAUUAGCUUCAGGAAGUAGCCUUAUGCUUUUGCAGUAUAAUGGGAUAUUAGAAAUGCAGAGGAAUUGAGAAAUUUAUAAAGAUCACAUAAUCUGCAAGGAGACAGUGAAAUUAAGACCUUAAGGUAGACAGAAGUGAAACUAUAAUUAACAAAUAAUAGCCAUCACAUUAAACCUAAUACUGGAUUCAUUGUCUUGUUGCUAUGGUAUCUCCAUUCUUAGCAUUCUUUGCUUGCUUCAUUUUUUUUUUGCUCUGACAAUAUUCUGACAGAAAUGCACUGUAAUCGUGUGUGCAUUACAGUCAAGAUGCUCGGUUGAUGGCUUAUGCCUCGCUUGUUGACAUAUUAAUCUCAGUUAUCAGAUGAUGUUGGGGAACCGUGGGGUAGAUUUCAUAUCUGUUUGACAAGUUCAUGCUAAAUUGAGCACCCAAUGUUUCAAAAUCUAACAUUUUCUCCUUUUUAAAAUAUACUCCCUCUGUGAGGGAUCACAGUUGUAAUUUGUAACUGCAUUUGGCAACAAAGCAUGCAUUGCUCUUAGGGUUUAUCUGUUCUCCCAUUUUCUCAAAAUAACUAGAGGAGAUCAGUACAGAAUACCCAUUUGCUUUUCUUUUUAAAAAUUAUGCCAAAUAUUUAAUAAUUUAAUACAUUUUUGCUUUGUUUGUAUAUAUUUUUUAAAAAAAUUAUUUAUUGCAACUUGAAAUCAUUUAAUUAUUUGUUUCAUUAAGUGUAAUCACCAAAAGAAUGUUGUAUAUUUUACUUUCUGCCCAACAAUUCAUCUGAUAUUUGACAAGUCCUUUAAAUUGAAUUCUUAUCAACCAGACAUACAGUACUUCAGAGAGAUAUAACAAUUAUUUAAACGCUGCAUGUGAUUGGUAGCCUAAUAGAAAAUGUUGCAGAUGUUAUUGAGAUGAGAUCUGUGUAUUUUCAUUAGGAAAAGCAUCAAGGGAUGGAACAAAUUAGAGCAAAUUGUGUUGAGGUAGAGAUAGGUCAUUGGAUGAUGGAAUAGGUUGAGGGAUUAAAUUGACUAUUCUUGUUUGUAUGUUCCAAUAUUCUUUUGUAUCUAUGAUCUGGAGGAUGUGCCUUUCAUCUGCUUUUAGAUUUACUGACAAUUAUGCUAUUUGUAAUCUUAGUACUGAUGUACUAAGACUCAGAACUCAGUGAGUUUUGUUGUAAAUUGUUCAAUUUACUGUAUUAUAAUCUUGAAUACAUCAAAGAAUUUGCAAAGGUCAAAUCUUCUGGCCAUUUGAGGUGUUGAUGCCAAUCAAGAAUAUAUUAGCUGUUAAGCUGAUAAAAUCCCAGUAAUUUUGGUAUUCAAUGUGAACAGCAACCACAAAUGUAGAAAAGUCCUUAAUACUAAAUAUUUACUGUUGAAAUCGCAAAAUACUUUGUGGGCAUAAAUUAUGACGUUUGUUUUAAAUGAUUUAAAUUAAAUUAGUAAAUGAGAAAAUUCAAUGAACAUUUCUGUAAAUUCCGUAGAUAUUGAAGUGAGACAUCAUGACGCAACACUGUUUUAGAUUCAUUACUGGCAGGUGCCAUGCUUUACAUUAAAUGAUUUAAAUAUUUUAGAAAGGUUUAUAUAUUGGGAAGCAGGAGUUGUACCGAUGCAAUGAUAGAAGGUGCAUUUCUUGGAAUGAUAGAGGGUACUUUUUCACUGUUACCACCAGACAGCAGGAAAAAACGUAAGCAAUGAUUACUUGAUUAAUAAUCUUGUCCUGUGAUUUUGCUCUUUGCUUUGCAUUUUGCAUUUGGAGUUAGGAGAGAAACCAAGAGACAGGCACAUGAAAGAGCAUGGUAAACAAAUGAAGGAGAACUCACAUACAUUAAAAUUACAAUAUCAGGCGUGGCUUCCAGUCAGGACAAAUACAGGCCCAAUGUCAAUCAGCCUUGUUUUUCUUAAUCAUGUUUCUCUACAGUUGAAGGUCGGUGGAUAUUGCAGCUUGAUUUUGUGACUUAGAGGUGGUGACCGAUUCACCCUUCAUUUGAAAUCACUUGUUGCUUCAGUAGCAUUGAGAAGGAAGAUAUUUUUGUGCCCAUUUAGUUUACAAAGACCCCAUGUACCAAUCUCCUGGAACUGAAACUGUGACCUGGUGGUUUAAAAAAAAUUCAGCUUGAUGUUUAAUAUAUAUAUAUUUUCUCCUUUGAGUUUUUGUUCCUGGUAUAUUUUUCAGUUUCUCCUAAAAAACAGAAAAUCUCUGAUGACAUUCGUGUAGUCUGUGUCUUUCCCAAUAACUGCACAGCUCUUAGGGUUUAGAAACUCUGGGGUAGGAAUGAAAGGUGGGAGUGGGUAGAAGACACCCUGUGUGUCCAUUUCCAUGGUGUGGAAGUUGGGCAGUGCCAACCGAUGGAGUAGCUUUGAGGUCUGACCAGUUCUUACACUCAUCCUGAUCUUCAUUAUUGUUGGAAAGGGCCAGAAAUCCAAUGAAUUGAGCAUAACGUCAGCAAGUGCAUUAUGUCAAUGGGCAAGGAUAUUCCAAUGGAAUGCCGCUGCAACAUGUGGAAGCCUGUGGAGCUGGGAAGAUCACAAAAUCCACCAAAAUUUAACAUGUCUGGUUUUAAACAGCCUAUUACACAAAUGGACCCAUGGCAUCUAUUGCUGGAGCCUUAGCAUUUAUCUUCUGUUGCAGCCUGUUGUACACUUUUCUUUCUUGAAUGGUUUGUGAAGCACUUGGCUGAUUUUUAGAUGAUGCCUAAGUACCUGUGUUAUAUAUUUGUAUGUUGAAAUGUGAACCAGUUUCUCAAAUUGAAAUGGAAAGUUACUUGUGAUACAACAAAUUCAAUGGAAAAAUUCUGUCUUACAAUAAACAUUGUCAUCAGAAAA